AUGGAGGGUCUCCUUCCUUUGAUACAGUUGGCUGGAACAAGAGCCCUGGUACGUUCAGACAAUGAGACGAGCUACCCUGGAGCGAGACCUCCUCCGCCGGGCGUGACACCAGAUUUGCAGCAUCCAAGCGGCCCCGGACACAAGGCGAACCUCAUCGGAUUCAUCGUCUGCAUUUCCGUGGGCACGUUAUUCUUCGCGUUGCGGUCAUACGUCAAGAUUCGCAUCGUCCGCAAUUCCUUCCUCGAGGAUGUGACUUGCACGAUAGCCUGGUGGCUAUAUGCAAGCUCCAUCGCCUACUGUCCGGCAGCCUUCUUCACCAAGGCGACACUCCUGCUGCUCAUCGCGCGCGUCUUUACGGUAGAGGAGCGCGUCUCCCGGGCUAUAUAUGCCUUCAUCAUCUUCAUCUUCAUUCUGUACCUUCCCAUCCAGGUGCUCAAAACGGUCAUCUGCAACCCGAUACGAUCGUACUGGGACGAGCGCGUCAUGGGGCACUGUCUGAACCAACGAAAGAUCUUCCUCGUGGACCUCUCCGUCGCCAUUCUCACUGACCUUGUCAUCCUGCUCCUCCCGAUCUCGUUGACCUGGCACCUGCGCUUUCCCUUCAAGACGAAGAUGAAGGUCGUGGCUCUCCUGGGCGCGGGAGGUGUCGCCGUUGCCACGACCGUGUACCGCAUGUGCAAGGCUGUCGAGUUCAUGCACACGAAUGAUCCAAGCGCAGAUAUCAUUGCCUUGGACCUGUCAACGAUAGUGGAACUCACGAUUGGGCUCAUCUGUGCCUGUCUCCCGGCUCUCAACAUGCUCUUCCAGCAUCGCCCGAAACCACGCCCUGACCCCAACUCACCUCGUACUGGCAAUCGAAAGUCGUGGCCCGGCUGGCGCGGCAAGCUGGCCUCGUCAAGCACGGGGACAAAUAUGACUCGGCAUUCGAAAUCACAAAGCACAGAGCCGUUCCGCGCUGGUGAUUCAGAGGCAGCGUCCAAGGUGCCUGUCAACUUCGAUAUCGAGCUAGCGAUGCUGUCGAAGGGGGUCAACAAUGCGAAUACCGACACACCCGCUCCAGCAGAAGGAUGCCCGGAACAAGAGCACUGGUUUGUCGGCGAACGGGCGACGUCUCUGGAUGGGCGACGCGAGGGGUGGCUGAGCCGUGACACUAAGCAGCAAAACCAGUGAAAACAGACUGGAACCGAAUCUUUGAUGGGAUCUGUGAUUCCUCCUCGGCGCUAGGGAUUCUUACGAGAUUGACGGCGUGGCAGAAUACAGCCCAAACGACGAGCAAUUGUAGACCAUAAUGCCUUAUUAUUUAUUUGCCG
Ilyonectria robusta is the source of this 1310-nucleotide messenger RNA. RefSeq lists its product as uncharacterized. NCBI's taxonomy places the organism in Eukaryota, Fungi, Ascomycota, Sordariomycetes, Hypocreales, Nectriaceae. Bases 1 to 1170 code for a protein of 389 amino acids. The record is from RefSeq and is a predicted model, not a curated record. The transcript is spliced from 4 exons.